CCGGGAGCCGCUGGGCACGCGGGUGCUCGCGAGCUCGUGCGCGAGUUGGGGGUCGCCGCGGCGUUCCGUGCUUGCCCGUCUCCGGCGCGCGCUCCCGCGCAGCUCCGGCCGCCCGCGCGCCCGCGCGCCCGCGCAGGGGCGCGCCUCAGGGCGGGCGCCUCCCUCUCACUCCCUCGGCUGCGAGCGCCGGCGGUGGCUGCCGGAGAGGCCCCUCCUUCUCGCCCCGCUCCAUUCCCUCGCUCGCGGCCGAGCGGGCUCCCGACCCUCCGCUGGCCAUGGCCGGCAACGUGAAGAAGAGCUCGGGCGCCGGCGGCGGCGGCUCUGGGGGCUCGGGAGCGGGCGGCCUGAUCGGGCUCAUGAAGGACGCCUUCCAGCCGCACCACCACCACCACCACCUCAGCCCGCACCCUCCUUGCACGGUGGACAAGAAGAUGGUGGAGAAGUGCUGGAAGCUCAUGGACAAGGUGGUGCGGUUGUGUCAAAACCCAAAACUGGCGCUCAAGAACAGCCCACCAUAUAUCUUAGACCUGCUGCCUGACACCUACCAGCAUCUCCGCACUGUCUUGUCAAGAUAUGAGGGGAAGAUGGAGACGCUUGGAGAAAAUGAGUAUUUCAGGGUGUUCAUGGAGAAUUUGAUGAAGAAAACUAAGCAGACUAUCAGCCUCUUCAAGGAGGGAAAAGAAAGGAUGUAUGAGGAGAAUUCCCAGCCUAGGCGGAACCUAACCAAAUUAUCCCUGAUCUUCAGCCACAUGCUGGCAGAACUGAAAGGCAUCUUUCCAAGUGGACUCUUCCAAGGGGACACUUUUCGGAUUACUAAAGCAGACGCUGCAGAGUUUUGGAGAAAAGCUUUUGGUGAAAAGACGAUAGUUCCUUGGAAGAGCUUUCGGCAGGCCCUGCAUGAAGUGCAUCCCAUCAGUUCUGGGCUGGAGGCCAUGGCUCUGAAGUCCACUAUUGAUCUGACCUGCAAUGAUUAUAUUUCUGUUUUUGAAUUUGAUAUUUUUACACGGCUGUUUCAGCCCUGGUCUUCUUUGCUCAGAAAUUGGAACAGCCUUGCUGUAACUCACCCCGGUUACAUGGCUUUCCUGACAUACGAUGAGGUGAAAGCCCGGCUCCAGAAGUUCAUCCACAAACCUGGCAGUUACAUCUUUCGCCUGAGCUGUACUCGUUUGGGUCAGUGGGCCAUUGGGUAUGUUACUGCUGAUGGGAACAUUCUGCAGACAAUCCCACACAAUAAACCGCUCUUCCAAGCACUGAUUGAUGGCUUCAGGGAAGGCUUCUAUUUGUUUCCUGAUGGACGAAAUCAAAAUCCUGACCUGACAGGUUUAUGUGAACCAACUCCUCAAGAUCAUAUCAAAGUAACCCAGGAACAAUAUGAAUUAUACUGUGAAAUGGGCUCCACAUUUCAACUAUGUAAGAUAUGUGCUGAGAAUGAUAAAGAUGUGAAGAUUGAGCCCUGUGGACACCUCAUGUGCACAUCCUGCCUCACGUCAUGGCAGGAAUCAGAAGGUCAGGGCUGUCCUUUUUGCCGAUGUGAAAUCAAAGGUACCGAGCCCAUCGUGGUGGAUCCGUUUGACCCCAGAGGCAGUGGCAGCCUAUUAAGGCAAGGAGUAGAAGGUGCUCCCUCUCCAAAUUACGAUGAUGAUGAUGAUGAGCGAGCUGAUGAUUCUCUCUUCAUGAUGAAGGAGUUGGCAGGUGCCAAGGUGGAAAGGCCUUCCUCUCCAUUCUCCAUGGCCCCACAAGCUUCCCUUCCUCCAGUGCCACCAAGACUUGACCUUCUUCAGCAGCGAGCACCUGUUCCUGCCAGCACUUCAGUUCUGGGGACUGCUUCCAAGGCUGCUUCUGGCUCCCUUCAUAAAGACAAACCAUUGCCAAUACCUCCCACACUUCGAGAUCUUCCGCCACCACCUCCUCCAGACCGGCCUUACUCUGUUGGAGCAGAAGCAAGGCCUCAGAGACGCCCUCUGCCUUGUACACCAGGCGAUUGUCCAUCUAGAGACAAACUGCCCCCUGUCCCCUCUAGCCGCCCAGGGGACUCAUGGUUGUCUCGGCCAAUCCCUAAAGUGCCAGUAGCUACUCCAAACCCUGGUGAUCCCUGGAAUGGGAGAGAAUUGACCAAUCGACACUCGCUCCCAUUCUCAUUGCCCUCGCAAAUGGAACCCAGAGCAGAUGUCCCUAGGCUUGGAAGCACAUUUAGUCUGGAUACCUCCAUGAAUAUGAAUAGCAGUCCAGCAGCAGGUCCAGAGAGUGAACACCCCAAAAUGAAGCCUUCCUCGUCUGCCAGCGCCAUUUACUCCCUGGCUGCCAGGCCUCUUCCUGUGCCAAAACUGCCACCUGGGGAGCAAGGGGAAGGUGAAGAGGACACGGAAUAUAUGACCCCCACAUCUAGGCCUGUAGGAGUUCAGAAGCCAGAGCCCAAGCGGCCUUUAGAGGCAACCCAGAGUUCACGAGCAUGUGACUGUGACCAGCAGAUUGACAGCUGCACGUAUGAAGCAAUGUAUAACAUUCAGUCCCAAGCACUGUCUGUAGUGGAAAACAGCGCCUCUGGGGAAGGGAAUAUGGCCACAGCCCACACCAGUACUGGUCCCGAGGAAUCCGAAAAUGAGGAUGAUGGCUAUGAUGUGCCUAAGCCACCUGUGCCAGCUGUACUGGCCCGCCGCACCCUGUCUGACAUCUCCAAUGCCAGCUCCUCUUUCGGCUGGUUGUCUCUGGAUGGCGAUCCCACAAACUUCAAUGAGGGUUCCCAAGUUCCUGAGCGGCCCCCCAAACCAUUCCCUCGGAGAAUCAACUCAGAACGAAAAGCGAGUAGCUAUCAACAAGGCGGAGGUGCCACUGCUAACCCUGCAGCAACCGCCCCCUCACCGCAGCUCUCAAGUGAGAUUGAACGCCUCAUGAGUCAGGGCUAUUCCUACCAGGACAUUCAGAAAGCUUUGGUCAUUGCCCACAACAACAUUGAAAUGGCCAAAAACAUCCUCCGGGAAUUCGUUUCUAUUUCUUCUCCUGCCCACGUAGCCACCUAGCACAUCUCUCCCUGCCAUGGCUUCAGAGGACCCAUGAGCCAGGCUCUUACUCAAGGAGCACCUAGGAAAGCAGUGGCUUCUUUUGGAACGUCACAGUGAGGUCUUGCCUUUUCUGUGGGGAUCGACACAUAUGGUCCCAAGAUUUCAAAGCAGUGGAUUGAAAAUGGAGCAGCUAAUGUGUUUCAUCCUUGUAUUGGUCUUAAGAGUGUUUUUGUAGUCCUGCAGUCUCCAUUAGGAAAGAGUGGGUUUUUAUUAAAUGGUAACCUACCCCAGGAACAGCACAGAAAGCAGUAGAAGUGCUGUGCUGUGGCCCUAAUUAAGGACUUAAGACUUUCCUGUUAAGGUGUGUGUGUCUAUGUCUGUGUGUCCUGUCAUUAUAAGAUUAUCCUGCUGUGUGUGAAUCCAGGCAGGGAAUUAGCACAAGCGCUUCAGGAAGGAAUCUCUGAAGACUCCCAUCUACUGUGGUAUUGCACCUAGCCCUGCUGGAUAUUACAACCUCAGUCCUCCCCUUUGGCUUAGGUUAUCAUGUACUUAGCUGUGUUUUAUAUUGUUAGAAAACCCCCUGUCCUUUCCCUUGGAAACUCCUUACUCCACUUCCUCCUUAUUGGUGUUCUGUAGACUUGCUGUGACCAGUCUUACUGAAACCAAGCAGUUUAUAGGAUGGUCUUUCUAAUGUGUGAUGGUGUUGGUUUGUUUGGUAGAUUAGGUGGGAAGGAACGUAUUAUUCUGUGGUUACAGUUAAUAACUGAUGCUAUCACCUAACACUGGUUACUCCAAAGUGCAGUUUCUAGGAAUGUUUAAUUUGUUUUUGUUUUUUUUUUUUUUUUAAAAAGAAGUUUCAAUUCUCCUAGUUUCCUAAAGACUGGUUUGAGAUAGAGGCCUUCACAUACAUUCCGUGUCCUCCUCAGGAAAUAGCCUGUGGGAGUCUGUUGCCUUGAUGCCAGGUAUAUGUUUCUGAUGCAGGUCAUGAGUCUUUCUACCUAACAGGAACAGAACAUUUUUUUCCAGGGUGGCUUUCCAGCCUAAAACCAUAGAGCUUUUAGGAAGCGUCAGUCAUAUAUACUAUUUAGAUUUACAAAAUAAACAGUAAGGACUUGUUUGUUUAGUCUUUCUUGCUAGUGGUUAACUUCAGCUUAGGAAUUUCUCCCUUGAGUAGGAGCCAGGUCAGCCUUUCUCAGAAAUGGAUUCUUUCUUUGCCCUCUAAGGAACGGAAAUAACACCCGUGAGUGUGCAGCAUUUGCAGAUAACAAGCGCUUUCUCUAGAUUGAUACGCCCAGUGACUUGGUUGUUCAUGUGCCUAGCUUGUGCUUUGGAGUGGUUUCUCUUUCUCUCUCCUUGCCUUUUUUAUUGGGUCCUAGAUAUAACCACCAUGUCAUCCAUCUACAGUAUUUAAACAUCAUUCAUUGAAAUUCUCUAGUCAAAGGUAGGACAGUGUAGUAGUUUGUGUAUUUACAGGUUCAUCAAGGAGAUCUAGAGUUGUUUUGGAGACCUGUUUCUGAGUCGUCAUAGUGAGCUCGGGUUCAGUUUGUUCUCAGACUAGAGUCUUGCUGUCUUCUCAGACAGCAUUGCCCUUUCUCCUGUGAGUACAAGCUGCUUUCACAGGAAUCCUCUCUGUUCUUUAGAUCCAGACAGAAAUGACCCACCAAGAAUCUGCUUUCUUUCCAGUCUUAACAUCUUUGCAACUAAAAUUUUUUGAACUCUUCUUUUAGUUUCUAGAUACUUCAAGGCUUGGAUUUUAUCCUCUUGCCUUAAGACUAUUCCCAAGGCAGAUACUAUAGUACUUUAUAUUGACUUGCUAUUGUUACCCAGUGUCUCCUCCGCAUAGCAUUGAGCAGAAAAUAAUAGCUUAUCAUCCACAAAAAGCUUGUGACAUCCAGUUUUGUGUUCAUUUGAAUAUUGAAAGCCUAGGCCAGGCUUGGUGGCACUUGUGAGAUGGUAGCAAGAUAAUCAGGAGUUCAGCACCAGCUUAAAGCUCCUCGAAACUGUCUCAAAAAUAAUGGGUUAAAGAGACGACUCUUCAGUUCAGAACAAGUGUUCUUACAGAGGACCUGGGUUUGGUUCCUAGCACCUGUAUGAAAUAUAUAAGCAACUCACAACCAUCUGUAACUUUAGUUCAAAGGAAUCUAAUGUCUUCUUCUGUUCUCUGUGGACACCAGGCACACAUUUGAUGUGCAUGCAUACAUACAUGCAGGCAGAUCAUUAAAUAAAUAUAUAUUAAAAAUUUUAAAAUUAAAGGCUUUAAAAGAGAACUAGGGAAAAGCUACAGGCUUCUAGUCUGCUGGGGUCUUAUUUUCCUUGUAGAUAUUGCCUAGAAUCUGAAGAUCAAGAAAACAAAGCAUUGGCUUGUACCUUUUGCCUUUUUUGUGUGUCUGAGUAUUCUCUGGAGGCUAAGGAUAUAGCUCAGUUGGUAGAGUGCUUGUCUAGCAUUCACAGAGCCAUGGUUCAGCCCCCACACUGCACAGAGCAGUGUGCUAAGGUACACCUCUUAACCCUUAGCACUCAGGUGGGGACAGUAUCAGAAGCUCAAGGCCACUUUUGCCUACAUAGCAAGUUUAAAACUAGACUGGGCUUCAUGAAACCCUGCCUCCAAAAGAAAACAAAAACCAAAUCUGCGGAGAUUACUGCCCAUACUAUCUAGGGAAAUGACAGUUUUGUCCCGCCCUCUGCUGAGCACAGUGUGAGCCCUGAAAUGGGCAUGUGCAGGGUAGGUGGGUGUUCAGUCCCUAGGCUAGACAGGCACAGCUGUGAUUGACAUGGGUGUUGGUUUAUCAGACGUAUAUCUGCAGGCAUUAAGGUUUGAGGCCAUUGUGUGUAGCCUUUGCUCCCAGGAUACACUGGGGCCCUUAACCAGUAUUAUUAGAUGUCCUUAUGAAGGUUUCAUGCCACUCAUUUUGGAUAGUCUCCAAAAUUUGAAUUUCUUCUUCCUGUGAGGGCAAAUUUCCUAUUUUUCAUUUUCCAUUUGUAUGGCAAAUUUUAAUUCUUUGGCUCUUCCUCUGAGUUUACCUAAAUCUGCCUUUUCAUAAACAAGCUUUAUUUUGAGUUUUGCUAUUUUUGGCAAGCCCACCCCCUUUCCCUGUUUUGUUUUACAAUUAGGAAAACCUUUUUAACGGUUCUCCUUUUUCUCAACUUCAUUAACCUAUUUUAUUCAACACAGGCCCUUGCUCUCUCCCGUGUCUUUGUGGAUUGCUUUACAUGCCAUCUUAUUGAUGCCAUGACUCCAGGCAAUAGUCCAGUCCCAGAACUGGAUAUUCUAGCUGUCCCUCCCACUGUCCUUCUAAAGUGAAAAUGGUUUUAAAAACCUGUGGGUUCUGAAGUAUACCUCUUCUAGUGAACAGACUGGGCAGCUCAUCAUCUCAGCUUUUGCAUGUUAAUAUUUAUUUAAGCAGCAAAUUGACCCUGGCUGCCCCUUCUCCAUAUCCCACUUCCUCCUCUCAGCCCUGCCCUGCAUAUUCUGCCAUUUUGUCUUUCUCUUUCAAUUCUCAGACAUGCCUGUCACGGGACUACAAUGUGUGAUAGUAGUACUGGCAUCUGUCAGCUGAAAUGAAUGGAAGGCACUAUUCUUCAUAUUUAAAAUAUUUAUUUCCUCUUUAGGAAAGUAAGAUAUGUUUUAUGGUCCAAGUAUCCAACUUACAAGUUAAUUUUUGCAGCACAACUUGCUUGCAGACCAAACCAGGGACCAGCAGUGCUGUAUAUUCCUUUUAUGGCACACUUAGCAAGAUUUAGUCUUUCUGUAACAAUUAGCUGUGUGCUAAUGCUGAAUGUUCUCCUACCUCACAUCAUGAGAAUCAGAAGGCUACUACUGGCCUUCUCAGACCUUCCUUCUUUCUGUUGGGUUUUCUGAGUCUGGAAUGAUCUCUCCAUUGAAUAGAGUAUUCCAACCAGUGUCCUGGCUACAGAUGUUUGAGUGAUUACUGUGUGUCAGAAAUGUCAGCUAUAUGCUCUUUCCUGCCACCUCAUGGUGGUUUUCUGGUGUUGGGAAGUUAAGUUUGAGUCGUUCUUAACUCUUUUUUGCAUUUGACUGUGCAUGUGUUUAUCCACAGCUCUCUUAUGUAGACUGAUCUUCCCUUACAGAACUGUUCCACUUAAAACUGGCCCACGACGCUUCCAUUAGUCCCUGCUGUUUUCCUGUGACUUUACUAACAUUUGAGAGAUUCUGUUGUGUAUACCUCAUAGAUUAUCCAUUUUUGCUACAAAGUUUAGUGCCAUCUCUUCAGUGGGUGCAGAGGCCACUGACUGAGAUGCACAGCAAAGCACUAAAUGUUUAAGCUGAACUUGCUGCAGUCUCCUUUCCAGUCCAGUGCCUUUUCUAUCUUUUUACUGAGCUGCUUCUGUCCCCAGUCCUCCUUGUUGGAAAGAUUUUAUUUUACUUUUCUGGGACUUUCACCAUCUCCCAUACAGUUUGGAGUUUUCUUUUUCUGUUAUUUAACAAUCUUUCUAAGUAAUUUUGUCUUAGAAGGGGUAAAGGGGUUGGAAAGGGUGAAGAGAUUCUCAGGAUGCUCUUGUAGGAGCUGGUGAGGAACUGAGACUGGAUUCUGUCCACAUAAGCCUGCCCAGAGCAGCUUAUUAGAAGUCCCAGAGCAUCACUGUCAGUGUUAUCCUCUGGCACUUGAAGUUUCAGAAUGCAACAGAAGUACUCUAGCACUACACAGAACAUCGGGAUGCAACCUUGAUCUCAGCCCACACACAGUCAGUCCUGUAGGAAUGGAUGGAAGAUUUGGUUCUUGUAUGUUUGUGGGCUAGAAAACUUUAGACUUUGUCCCUCUUCCUGUUCGACAGCAUAUACAUGACAAAGCAUGUUCCCUAGUCCUUGAGUUCAUGUGAUUGUUUUAUGAAUGCAGUUCUUUAGAAAAACUCAAGAAUUCCUGGAAAGAACAGGAAAAAAGUUAACCCUGCAUAUUAAUUCCAUGGGCUAGACUGGACAUCCUGAGGGGGACUGUGCUUAGCCUGUAUCUCCUGAGGCUAUCUGUGCAUUGACCUGGAAAUCAUGGAACAAGCCUGUUUUGUUGGCUCUUGGGAAGUAGAAGUAGGAGAAUUAUGAAUUUUAGGCCAGCAUUGGAUCUAUUACAAGCUGAAGACCAGACUGGACUCUCUGACUGUCUUGCCUGUUUGUGGAGAAUAUUUUCUCCUCUUGUUUCCAGCAGCAGGGAAAGCAGCAGCGGCAGAAUCUGGCACGUGCAUAGAGGUGCUCUCUUCAAGUGCACAUCAUUGAUGGAGUGGUUUUAUGACCAGUGGGAUUUUCGGCUCUUCCACUGUAAUUUCCUUUAAGUCUGAUAGUUUGAAGGUGCAGUCUUUCACGGUGGGGCAGUCUUGAGGCAGGACCAUGAGAUAACUACUGGUCACAUUGCGCCUGCAAUCAAGGAACAAAGGACAGCUUGGGUGUAUUCUUAAGAAAGAAUAUGCUCAGCAAGAAUAGCGAUUUGAGGGCCCUCCCCCCACCACCACCACACACUGAACCAUAUAGGGAGAACAGAGAAAUUAUGGUGAACUGGGAGCUUAGGAGAGAUAUGCAAAGGAACUUCCACAAUAGAAGUACAGCUGCUGUUCUGCUCUUCAUCCCUGUUUUUAACUUAGAGUCACUAUCACCUUUGCUGCUUCUUUUCUUCUCCUUAGGAGUCUCAGCACCCGCGAUUGCUUUCCUCACUCUGGAGUCCACCCUUCUGUCCUUGGGUGGCAUUUCUUAGCCUCCAUUCAACCUCGGGUCUCUUUGAUGUUACUCAGAGUGCUGAUCCUGGCUUCCAAUGUAGCUAGUAUCUUUUGGCUUGGCUCUCUUCUGGUUUUAGUACUGCAUACGUGUUCAUUCUGUGGGCUCUUGACCUGUCUUCUGCAUCCCCAUCCUCUUUGUCUUCCUGUAGGAGAGCCUACUGAUGUUCUUAGCUUUACUUUCCUAGGUACCAUUGGGACAUUUGCUAGAAUAGGGAUAUUUUCAAUGUUGAAUAGAGAUUGUUCUUGUGUGCUUCUUAAACAGGCAAGCUACCUAUAUCUUCUCUAUCUGGUUGCUUUUUCUCUAGUCCUGUUACAAGUGUGGUAGGUUUGGGUUUUAUUUGUUUGUAUGCUUUAUUUUUGUUUUUUCUUCUCUAUCUCUCUUUCUCUCUCUAUCUCUCUCUCUCACCCUCCCUCCCUCCCUCUCUCUCUCUCUUUCUCUUUCUCUCUUUCUUUUUUAGGUGUUGGGGAAGUAAAAUUAUGCCUCUGCUUGCCUGAAUCAUUGGAAUCCCAUCUUAGAGCCUGUCCUGAGUUUUAAGGCAUUUCAAACAUACUACCCCACUUUUAACUUCUAAAUAUUCGAGUUAUUUGGUAUACACAGACGUAACCUACUAAUCCAAAGAUACACAUUGAGGCACAUAGGAAGGGCAAGGGCGGGUCAUCAGAUUUGCAUUUGACGUCCAGCCUAGGCUCCUGAAUGAAGCAGCAGAGGGAUGGUAGUGCCAUGUGCCUUCACAGUGUCCCAGGAAAUCUGGGUUGGUUGCAAGAGAAAGUACCAGUAUUUUUGGUUCCAGUACGUAGCACAAGAGUUGAGAUGGAGACCUGGGGACAGGGGGAGCCCUGCACAUUGCUUUGUGUCGGAUGGGGAGGCCAUGGGGAGGGGCCAGCUGCUGACCAACAGCUGCUUGCAGAUCUUGCAGCCUCAUUUUUAGUGCUUGGGGAAAAUGUGGCUGACCACUCCUUGUGUUGUACAGAGUCCAGGCUAAGUGUCAGCCUCAGAUCUCCUACUGAUCUGGCAGCCUAACAAGUUAGCAAGAGUUCUGAUCACCUGCCCCUGCAUUCCUGAGUCAGUGCUACAACAGAAUGUGAGAGGCAAACCUCCACAUUGCCUUCAGUUUCCUUUCCUCUAACUCAGAAUGGAGGCCAGUGAAGAGGAUUGCUCCAUGCAUGCUGUGCAGCAGGCUCGCACUGCCUCCCCACGUGCGCCCUCAAGUGGGAGUGUGGAGCCUGUGCCACUCCUCCCCGCUACCUCUUACCCAGUAGUGGAGAGGGUGACCGUGUUCUGGCUGUAUGUAUUUAAGUGGCAAGUAAAUUCGGGGCCCUACGCGCUCUCUCUCCUGCUUUCUGGGCUAGUGAGCCUGCCUUGCAGGGCAUGAGAGUAGCCACCUCCUGACCUCCUCCGCAGCACCCUUAGGUGGGAAGUCUGACCUCUGCUGAAACAUGCUGCACAUGGCCGCUGGGAGGGGCCUCCCACAGCUGCUUUCUGGCUGUGCUGACUUGGGAGUUUUUAACCUUAUAUAUCUUUUUCCUUUAUUCAAAACAAAACAAUUUUUAGCACACUGAAAAAAAAAAGCCAAAUGUUUUGUGCCUUUCUAAGGCAGCGCUGUACCCCAGGCUGCAUCUUAGGACUUAAUAUGGAAAUACCAGAGUCUGAGCUCCUCUGCCUUGAAUAUCUUUAGCCCUGGAGUUUUGGGGACAAGGAUGUCUGGCUAGAGAGGUGGCACAUUAGGUGCCUAUACUCUCCUUUCUCUGCCAUGAGGCUUCACUGGAAAAGAGCAACCUUUUACUCUGGCAGCACUUGGUUGGUUCCAGGCAGCAGUUAGUGUUCGGAGAACUGCUCUGGGCGCCCCCCCUCGCCCCCACCCCCGAGAACAAUGCCCUGCAAAGCAGAGCUGUAGGGUGGACUCUUCUGGGAGGAGGAAAUGGUUCAUUUAUUGUCUUUUUGUUUUUGCUGGAUCUUGAGCCAGCUUCAACCUCCUGCCUCUCCUUAAGACUUGGCUGUCCUUUCUUUUGAAGGCUUCCACCAUAAAGCAUUAAGUGGCUGGUGCCCAUCGCAGGGUCUACUUGCACCCAGGGAGGGGCCACAGAACCUGAGGCCUGUCGGUCACACUGUCACAGGUUUCAACCACAGAUUUUUGUGCCCUCCCCUUCCUCCUGGCUCUCCCGUCCCUGCUAACAGAGCAGGGGUGGAAACAGUUCUCUUCAAGAUCUGCCUCAUUCGAGAUUUUUAAAUUCUUGAUUUGGGUGGGACAAGAGAGAACUUGAUAUUUUCCCCAGAAUAGAGUCCCAAUUUGUAUAUCAGUGUUAAGAAAACAAAACACACACUUAGGUGAGAGUCUCAUGGACUAUUUUUAAAAUGUCAUUAAUAUAAAAGAUUUCUAUUAGCAGUAUUUAAUCUCAUAAAGAGCAGACAGGUAAUACUCCUGCAGAGCAGCGGAGCUUUAAGACGUGUUCUCCGGUCCGUGUUGUUUUGCCAGUGUACUGAUGUGUAGAGGUCUGUUAUACUAAUUAGAAGUCUGUUAUACUAAUGUUAUUUAUUAAUUUUUUUCAUUUCCAUACAGUUAACUAAAGAGCUUUUUCAAGCACCGUGUCUGUAAAAAAAAAUAUUUUUAAAUAAAAUUUCUUUUGUUGUA
Molecule: messenger RNA, 11350 nt
Organism: Apodemus sylvaticus (European woodmouse)
Lineage: Eukaryota; Metazoa; Chordata; Mammalia; Rodentia; Muridae
Gene: Cbl
Product: Cbl proto-oncogene
Exons: 16
Coding region: 276-3017 (913 amino acids)
Biological process (GO): cell surface receptor signaling pathway; negative regulation of epidermal growth factor-activated receptor activity
Cellular component (GO): plasma membrane; membrane raft
Molecular function (GO): receptor tyrosine kinase binding; calcium ion binding; ubiquitin protein ligase activity
Source: RefSeq, a predicted model, not a curated record